Molecule: messenger RNA, 1125 nt
Organism: Fusarium venenatum
Lineage: Eukaryota; Fungi; Ascomycota; Sordariomycetes; Hypocreales; Nectriaceae
Molecular function (GO): nucleotide binding
Source: RefSeq, a predicted model, not a curated record
AUGGCUGACUCAGAAGACUCUUUGCCUCACAUCCGAUGGGGUGUUCUAGGCACAGGAUGGAUCUCCACCAUGUUUUUAACCGAUCUCCUCGUGGAUCGUCCCGACGCCCGAGCCAAACACACAAUUGCAGCUAUCGGAUCCUCUUCGUUUGAGAAGGGUUAUUUCUUUGUUCAGAAACUUUGGACGAAAGCACCCACGAAACCUCAACCUCAGGUUUACGCAGACUACCAAAACGUAUAUGAUGACCCUAACGUUGACGUCGUGUAUGUCGGCACACCUCACAGUCUGCACAAGAAGAACUGUCUCGAUGCAAUUGCGGCUGGGAAGCACGUCCUGUGCGAGAAGCCGUUUACCAUUAAUGCCAAGGAAACUCGGGAGAUCGUGGAUGCUGCUAAGGAGAAGGGCGUCUUUGUUAUGGAGGCGGCUUGGGUGAGGUUCACUCCUCUAUUCAAAGCUUUGCACGAGGAAAUUAUAGUCAAGAAGUCCAUUGGAGAGAUUCAGCGCUUUUCUGUGGAUUUUGGAAACUAUUUCGACCUAUCGGCACUGCCUAAUGAGCACCGUCUCAAGGAUCCCGCUCUUGGUGCUGGUGCACUGCUCGAUAUCGGCUUUUAUACCUUGACCUUUGCUUCCAUCAUCUUAGGUGACUGGAAGGUGGGCAAAGAGCACCCCAAGCCGAAGGUCAUUUCCUCUCUUGAUAUUGCCAAUGGUAUUGAUGAGGCAAACUUGGUCGUGCUCGAAUAUCCCUCCACCAAGGGUGUCAAGACUGGAGUAUGCACAUCAAGCUUCCGAUACCGUGGGCCAGACGAGUUUGGUCGUAUUGAGGGCACGAAUGGUAGCAUCACCCUUUUUGGUCCUGCAGUCAGUGUCCCUGGUGGCUUUCGUAUUACUGUCGGACCUCGACCAGGUCCUCCUGCAGCCGAUGACAGAGAAACACGCACCUUCAAGGUGGAAAGAUAUGAAGGUACACUUGGCUUUUACUGGGAGGCCGACGCUGUGGCGGAAGAUAUUGCCAAGGGUCGAACUGAGAAUGAGAUCAUUCCUCUUGACGAGACCUUGAGAAUGAUGGAGUUGAUGGAUGAGAUUAGAUCUGCAAAUGGACUCAAGUAUCCACAAGACGAUGUUUAG